AUGAGGGCAGAGCCUCCAGUGAAGGAAAUACAGCAAUCAAUUAGGGUUUCAGAGGCAAGUGUGAAAGUCGGGGUUGUCAUCCAAUGGAAUUAUACUAAUGGAAGAACUAAAUGCAUACUGUCUCUAGUGAACACAAGACAGCCUCAUAACAAUUUUGGAGGAGAAAUGAAUAGGGUUUAUAGUGACAGAUUCUCCUUUUCAUGUUUCCAGCCCUAUGCCUUCACUGCCAGACCUUGGGAAAUUCGCCGCACUGAUUCGGUUGAUGUGCUUGACGCAGUUGGCUCAAACAUUGUUGUCAACCAUCGCACUGGUGAGGUCCUCAGGGUCUUGCCCAUGACGAAUGAGGAGAUCAAUGAGGAAUGGCUGUCUGAUAAGUCACGGUUUGCCAUUGAUGGGUUGAAGCGCCAGCGUUUGAUUCACCCCAUGGUAAAGGACUCUGCCGGAGAGCUCCGUCCUUGUGAGUGGGAAGAUGCACUUAUUGUGGCAGGAAAGGCUCUGAAAGCAGCCAAUGGCUCUGUUGCUGCCAUUGCUGGAGGACUGGUUGAUGCUGAAUCACUGAUUGCUCUUAAGGACAUGGUUAACAGACUUGGUGGAGAGUCUGUUUGCACUGAGGAGGUCUUCCCUGAUGCUGGAACUGGUACUGACCUGCGAUCCUCUUACCUGCUCAACACAAAAAUUGUCGGUGUAGAAGAAGCUGACUUGGUUUUGUUCGUUGGCACCAAUCCCCGGUUUGAGGCAGCACUUUUCAACGCCCGUGUUAGGAAAGCCUGGGUACACAAUGAGCUUGAUGUUGCAAUGAUCGGACCCAAGGUGAACCUCACCUAUGACUAUGAGCACCUUGGUGAUGAUGUAAAGAUUGUGAACAGCCUCCUGAAUGGAACUCAUCCCUUCUCGGAGAAGUUGGCUGCUGCAAAGAAGCCCAUGAUUGUUGUUGGCACCAAUGCUUUGUCCCGAGAGGAUGGUGGUGCCCUCCAUGCACAGCUGGUACAGCUUUCUCAGAAGCUGCGCAGUGGUUGUGAAGGAGAAUGGCGUGUGUUGAAUGUCCUACAGCAGGUAGCGUCACAGGUGGCUGCCCUCGACCUUGGCUAUACUCCAGGAGUGGCAGAUAUUCGCAAUAACCCUCCCAAGGUGCUCUUCCUACUUGGAGCAGAUGAGGGUGCCAUUACCCGGGAGGACCUGCCAAAGGACACAAUCAUUAUUUACCAGGGUCACCAUGGAGACCAUGGAGCGACCAUUGCCGACGUGGUCCUGCCAGGUGCAGCUUACACUGAGAAGACAGCAACCUACGUCAAUAUGGAGGGACGUGCCCAGCAGACCAAGGCAGCGUUGGUUCCACCAGGCAUGGCCCGUGUUGACUGGAAGAUCAUCAGAGCUCUGUCUGAGAUUGUAGGAGCUACACUUCCUUACGAUACCCUAAAUGAGGUGCGCCAUCGCAUGGCGGAAGUCUCGCCCAACUUGGUGAGGUACGGAGAUGUCGAGGAGGCCAACUACUUUGCACAGGCAUCAGCACUUGCAAAGCUGGUGAAAGCGAACUUUGAUGCGGCUCCUCUGGACGUUCCCUUGAAGAAGCUGGAGGACUACUACAUGACCAAUUCUGUUACCAGAGCCUCCCCAACUAUGGCCAAGUGCAUUGCCGCAGUGAAGAAAGAAGCGAGUAACAAGUUUCAUGGAUAAGGGUGUCAUGGCAGUUUGUGUUAAAUAAAUUUAAUUAGUUAAAAAAAAAAUAUUAAUGAGGGUAGCUGGUUGUCUAGUUGCAGGAAAACCUUUUAAAUUAUUACAGCCAUGAUGAUAUAUAUUUAUUACCCAUUACUUUUGAACUAAUGAUAACAACUGGAGACUGCUAGACACCCCCCCCCCCCUCCUUCAAGAUUUUGAUUGUAAUAUUUAAAGCAUUAAGAGCACCUAAGUAGGAUUUCAGUUUGGCACUUCAGGGUAAAUGAACCAGUCUGAAAUUCUGCUAAGUUUGCCUUCCUGUAAAGAGUUUCUAUGAGGUUUGUUUUCAAGCUAUUAGAAAUAAACGUUGAAUUUGUCAUGGAUAGAAACAUUCAAACACUUGAGGAAGAAGUACUGCUGGAGGUGGUAGUGUAAAAAUGUCUAUUUUAUUUGUACAGUAUGUCCUAAUAAUAAGAAUUUAUAAA
Penaeus chinensis is the source of this 2138-nucleotide messenger RNA. RefSeq names its product NADH-ubiquinone oxidoreductase 75 kDa subunit, mitochondrial-like (gene ND-75). The transcript has 11 exons. The record is from RefSeq and is a predicted model, not a curated record. Gene Ontology annotation, molecular function: oxidoreductase activity, acting on NAD(P)H; iron-sulfur cluster binding. Lineage: Eukaryota; Metazoa; Arthropoda; Malacostraca; Decapoda; Penaeidae. The coding region runs from base 1 to 1674 and encodes 557 amino acids.